Messenger RNA from Verticillium dahliae VdLs.17, 435 nucleotides. RefSeq lists its product as uncharacterized. Bases 1 to 435 code for a protein of 144 amino acids. The transcript is spliced from 3 exons. The record is from RefSeq and is a predicted model, not a curated record. NCBI's taxonomy places the organism in Eukaryota, Fungi, Ascomycota, Sordariomycetes, Glomerellales, Plectosphaerellaceae. Gene Ontology annotation, cellular component: mitochondrial inner membrane. Gene Ontology annotation, biological process: pyruvate import into mitochondria.
AUGGCUGCUUUCAUCAAGGCUGUCAAUGCCAAGAUUCGGGCGAACCCGGCACUGAACUACUUCUGCUCUACGCAUUUCUGGGGUCCUGCCUCCAACUUCGGUAUCCCCGUGGCCGCCGUGCUCGACACCCAAAAGUCCCCCGACCUGAUCUCGGGCCAGAUGACGGGCGCUCUUGUCAUCUACUCCGCCACCUUCAUGCGCUACUCGCUCGCCGUCUCACCAAAGAACUACCUCCUGUUCGCGUGCCACUUUGUCAACGAGUGCUCGCAGCUGACGCAGGGCUACCGAUACCUGUCCUGGCACAAGUGGGGAGGCAAGGAAGCUGCCGCUGCCGCGGGAGGUAACGUCAAGGAGACGGUCGAGGCGAUCAAGGACAAGGCCGUGGCUGUCGAGGCCAAGGUCGAGGGCAAGGUCAAGGAGGCCCUGGGCAAAUAG